This is a messenger RNA of Panicum virgatum (switchgrass), 580 nucleotides long. RefSeq lists its product as uncharacterized. NCBI's taxonomy places the organism in Eukaryota, Viridiplantae, Streptophyta, Magnoliopsida, Poales, Poaceae. The transcript has a single exon. Bases 93 to 449 code for a protein of 118 amino acids. The record is from RefSeq and is a predicted model, not a curated record.
GCGCAACUCCUUUCAGAAAAAAAAUAAGUGUGCUCCUACGCUAGCUAGCCUUCUCAUCAUCAUCUUCGCGUUGGUCACGUAGCGCGCGCACCAUGGCCUCAUCACGGGCCAUUUCCGCGGCCGGCUUCGUCCUCCUAACCGGGAACUCGAUGGUGGCCAUCCACCGGUCGCGGGGGGAUGCCGCGGCGGUCGCGUUCGUCGUCGCCUUGAACGCCAGCCUCCUCGUGCUGUUCUACUGCCUGCGGUGGUUCGAGGCGGCGGCGCCCGAUUCGGCCGCCAAGGGCCGGGCGAGGAUCGGCAUCUGGCUCGCCACCACGAUGCUCACCGCCAUGUUCUCUUGGAGGGUCGCAGCGCUCAUGCCGGGGCUCAUGGCCGCCGCUGUCUGGUUGAUGGCUGCGUGCACGGUGGUCGGGGGUUUCUACGCGCUGUUCAUUCUUCCUCCCCACUAGCGACAGAAAAAGUAGUGCUAGUGAUCACUUGAUGGAUAUCGUCGAGAUCAUCUAAAGUAGCUAUACUGAAAUUUUCAUGUGCAUAUACAUAAUAAUACACAUUUGAUUGGUGUGUGCAUGUGCGAAUGUAA